Triticum aestivum (bread wheat) is the source of this 987-nucleotide messenger RNA. RefSeq names its product translation initiation factor IF-2. Bases 100 to 738 code for a protein of 212 amino acids. The transcript has a single exon. Lineage: Eukaryota; Viridiplantae; Streptophyta; Magnoliopsida; Poales; Poaceae. The record is from RefSeq and is a predicted model, not a curated record.
UUCAGAUCAGAUCCAGCGAGAGAGAGAGACAGAGAAAUCCCCAAUCCACCAAACCCUAACCCACACCCACUAGGAGAGAUCGGCGAGAGAGAUCAGGCGAUGGCCGUUGAGAAGAUGCAGUUUGCCAUGCCGAUGGCCACCGGCUUCGAGGGAUUUCCCUACAUCCCGUUCCAGGCGGAGAAGGAGCAGGCGCAGGCGUUCGUCAGGGCCAGGGCGGAGCCGGAGGAGGAGGCGGCGCUCGUCAUGGUCAGGACGAAGCCAGAGGCGGCGAUCCGCAAUGCCAAGUCCAAGGCGUCCCUGAAGGCCAAGGCCAAGGCAGAGAAGGAGGCGGAGGUCCUCAAGGCCAAGGCGGAGAAGGAAGCGGCGAUCCUCAAGGCCAAGGCGGAGGCAGAGAAGGAGGAAGCGAUCAAGGCCAAGGCCAAGGCGGCGAAGGAGGAGACGAUCAUCAAGGCCAACUGCUGCUGCGGCUCGGACGAGGACGAUGUGCCGUACGACAAGCUGUGCCACGACUCCGACUCGGAGGAAGACCCGGAUAUAAUCAUGUCCAGGAUUGUAGAGCGCUGGGACCUCUUUAUCGAGGAGGAGAAGGUUCGCUUCCCUGGCCUCAAGUUCGGGGGCUCCUGCGAAAGGGAAUACACCGGGGACUCCUACCAAAGGGAAUACACCGGCGAUGAUCAGGAAGAUUCAGAUGACGAGCAGUACUACCACCGCUUGCUGGAUGAGGGUAUUCUGGUUUGAGAUUAUUGCUCUUGUAAUUCGACUGGGAUGAAGGCGGUUCACCAUUGCUAUCAAUCUAUCUAUAUAUAUAGUAGUAGUAGUAGUCAAUUGAUCUGGAGGACAUCUAUGUUAGUGAUCCACCUAUGUGUGUGAUCUUAGUAUUUUAAGUUAAGAGACGCCAAUGAACCAAUGGCAAUGGCAUGUAUGUAUCUACUAUCAACACCAUCAUUAUAUUAGCUAAAUUAUGCUGUUCUGGUCUUGUCUGCCAUA